This is a messenger RNA of Necator americanus (New World hookworm), 1437 nucleotides long. RefSeq lists its product as uncharacterized. The coding region runs from base 1 to 1437 and encodes 478 amino acids. NCBI's taxonomy places the organism in Eukaryota, Metazoa, Nematoda, Chromadorea, Rhabditida, Ancylostomatidae. The record is from RefSeq and is a predicted model, not a curated record. The transcript is spliced from 7 exons.
AUGCCGCUCUGUCUCACCUUCAUCGACUUAAAGAAGGCCUUCGACUCAAUUGAGACGGAAGCGGUCGUGGAAGCCUUGGACAACCAAGGCGUCCCUACUCAGUACAUAAAAUUACUUCGAGAGUUGUACAAGGGGGUCCGACAGGGUGACACAAUUUCACCCAAAAUAUUCACAGCCAUCCUCGAGAACGCGUUGCGAAAGUUGGAAUGGGACGACAUGGGAGUGAAGUUUGAUGGUCGGCAGCUACACCCUUUGCGCUUUGCUGAUGACAUCGUACUGAUGACACCUAGCAUCAGCCAAGCGGAACGAAUGCUGAACGAAUUCGACGAAACAUUUGGAUGCAUCGGUCUUCAGCUGAAUCUACAAAAGACGAUGUUUAUGCGGAACGGAUGGGUCUCGGAUGCCCCAUUCACGCUCAACGGAACAAAUCCGAAUGCACCAGUUCGAACAUCAGGCGGAUGUACAACAUCAUUUGGAAAGGUAACUGGUGUAAGACAAGGGGCAGUGGCAGGACCCUUCCUGUUCAAUUUCGCCAUUGACGACAUUAUGCGAACAACAGUCGACCAGUGUCCUGCCGACAUUGUCUUAGCACCAUCAGGGUGCCCCUUGACCGACCUCGAGUACGCCGACGAUGUUGUUAUAUUCAAAGCAUAUGGACAACGCCUAUGCCCUGAUAAAUGCAAGCAGAUGUGGAUCUCUUCGAGACCUCGAACGGGAAUCAGGGUGGACGGACAACCGAUAGAACUCGUCAAUGAGUUCUGUUACCUGGGCUGUAUGCUGAAGAACAACGGCAGCUACGAGAGAGAUGUUCAGCAAAGAUGCGCUAAGGCCACUUCUGCAUUUAACUCCUUAACGAAAUGUCUGUGCUCGACCUCCAUCACCAACGAAGUCAAACUGCGAGUCUACCUAUCCGCAAUUCGCCCCAUCAUGAUGUACGGAUCGGAGACUUGGGCAGCACCAUCAACGGUUAUGGAGAGGCUUGACUGCACGGAACGAAAGCUGCUUAGACGGCUACUUGGCUACUUUUGGCCUAGGGCUAACCCUCGUGGUGAGACUAGAACAGCAGAAUGUACACAAACAAUAGAAGCGAACAAUGACGAAAUGUCAGCAACAGAACUGAUCAGCGCUGGUGCUGAAUGGCACAAAAUGAAGGACAAUGGAAGACUUCCUGGUCUUGUGGAUCAAAUAGGAGCUACUUAUAUCAGAGAUGCUGAUAAAGCUAAUGCCCUAGCCCUUCAUUUUGCUAGUGUAUUUUCUUCAGACUGCAAUAUCUACAAAUACAUCAAGUCUCUUAAACCGUCGGUUAGUGAAACGUAUGAUGGAAUCCCGCCAAUUGUAUAUAAGGAGUGUGCUGCUACUUUAUGUUGCCCUCUAGCCCAUAUCUUUAACAUCUCCAUGCUAUUAGGUGAAGUUCCCGAGGUGCAAGAAGCACCAUAG